Molecule: messenger RNA, 2862 nt
Organism: Zophobas morio
Lineage: Eukaryota; Metazoa; Arthropoda; Insecta; Coleoptera; Tenebrionidae
Product: probable multidrug resistance-associated protein lethal(2)03659
Exons: 11
Coding region: 1-2862 (953 amino acids)
Biological process (GO): transmembrane transport
Cellular component (GO): membrane
Molecular function (GO): ABC-type transporter activity; ATP binding; ATP hydrolysis activity
Source: RefSeq, a predicted model, not a curated record
AUGAGUAGCUCGUUAACUCCAAUGCCAUUCAUACAGUUUAAAAGCUACCAGACAGAACUUUAUGCAUGGGCUUCUUCACCGGAUAACCUCCCGAACAUAGCGGUUAGGUUUUCACCAAAAGAGAAUUACUAUAAAGCUGUAAAUGUAAAGGUGAUCGAUUUUCAAGAACAAAAUCAAUUACCGGAACAAUUGCACAGUCUGAUUCCAGACAGAAAUGGCUGUCUUCAUGCUCAUAUUCAUAAGUACCAAGAGGAUAAUACGUUCGCCAAACACAGCGUUCAGAAACGCUCUCCUCAUUUAUCGGUUCAACAACUUUAUGUGUCUGAUAGUUCUAGAACUGUUAGGGACGUCUUUCAGAAACCGGGCAUUCUCGAAGAGCGGAAUGAACCCGUCAGUAGUUCAAAGUGGCAAAAUGAUAAAUCUCAUAACCACAGAUCGAUACAUGAAGUAGCUACUUUAAUUGCCGUAUUUAAACGGAUUGGACAAACACUGCGAAUUAAGAGUGAUGAAUCAUUCGCGGAAGACAAUAAGCUUUCAGCAAGAAUCAACUUGAAUUUAAAAAUUCAUACUGCACAUAACCAUACACUAAUAAAUUUGAAAAAGUGUAACAUUGCAGGAGGAAUAACAGCAGUAACAGGACCUAUUGGCAGUGGCAAAAGUCUUCUGUUAAAAGUCCUGACAAAAGAAUACAAAAAUGUAGAAGGCGAUUUAGAAGUCGUUGGCAGCAUUUCUUACGCAUCUCAAGAACCCUGGCUUUUUCCAUCGACCAUCAAACAGAACAUCUUAUUUGGAAGUAGUUACGACGAAAAUCGUUACUUAGAAGUUUUACGAGUUUGUGCUCUACUUGAAGAUCUAAUUUCUUUAAGCGAUGGUGAUUCCGCCCUUGUAACUGAUGGCGGAGCUAAUCUAAGUAAAGGGCAACAAGCUAGAAUAAAUUUAGCGCGGGCUGUUUAUAAAGAACGUGACAUAUAUUUAUUAGAUGAUUGCCUGGCUAGCUUGGAUGCAAUUGUUGCAGAUUUUGUAUUUGAGGAAUGCAUUAAAAAAUUUUUGAAAGACAAAAUAGUGAUCUUGGUUACACCAUCUGUAAAGUACGCCAACAGGUCUAACAACGUCAUAACAAUGAAAAAUGGUAAAAUGCACCCGAUCCAGUGUAAAACCCCAAAAAGUACGGAAACUAAAAGUAUGAUAUAUAUUGAAAAAGAUAAAGCAAAGAGCGGAAAAGAAGAGUCAAUUGUGGAAGAAAGCUUUGACGAUGAAACCCCACUGAUUAAAAACAACAAAGUGAUGAAAGAACUAUACACGGAAACGAAAGUAAAAGGAAAGGUUCAAUUCGAAACUUACAAAAAGUAUAUUAAAGAAAAUGGAGGCAUGGUCAAAAUGUCUUUAGUUUUACUUCUCACCGGAAUAAUUCAGUUUCUGAAAAGUUCAAUCAAUCAAAUGGAAUCCGUUUGGAUAAAUGCGGAACAAUAUUUUGUCGGAACAGUUGGAGUUAUUAUUCUCAUAGCUACAGUUAAUGCAUCGUUCCUAAUUCCAUGUAUUCUGAUUAGUGUAUUCUUCGUUUUAGUACAAAUGUUCUACUUAAAAACUGGAAAUGCCUUAAAACGGCUGGAAUUCUUAACACGAAGUCCUUUAAUUGGAUACAUCAAUGCUACUUUAGACGGAUUGACAACCAUAAGGACCUCAAAAAUUCACGAUACACUGCGAAAAGAAUUUGAUCAACAUCAAGAUUUGCAUACUUCCUGUUCUUACAUGUACACAUGUUGUGAGAAAGCAUAUCACAUGAUACAAACAGCCGACGAAAUAAUUCUCCUUUCUUUCGCAAUUAUCCUUUUCUUAGCACUAGAUGACAAAAUGGCAGCAGGAAAAGUUGGACUUGUUUUGUCGCAAAUAUUUAGUUUGGGAACUUCAGAGCAUCUCUUUUAUCGUACGAUGACUAGAUUUGAUAAUCAAAUGAUAACAGUAGAAAGAGUUUUGGAGUACAUUAAACAAAAACAAGAAAGCAGAGAAGGUUUAAUAAUGGAACAUUGGCCAAAGGAAUGUGAAAUACGGUUCAAAGACGUGUCCCUUUCUUACAAGAGCGACCAAGACCAUGUUUUAAAACCUUUAAAUUUCGCCAUAAAAAAUAAACAAAAAGUUGCCAUCGUCGGUAGGACUGGUUCAGGAAAAACGUCAUUAAUUUCUACACUCGUCCGACUUUACGAUUUCGAAGGAACCAUUUUUAUUGACAACGUAGACAUCAAAACACUUCCACUGGAUUUCCUCAGAUCAAAAAUAUCUGUAGUUCCACAAGAACCUACCAUGUUUUCGGGGACCUUACGCGAAAAUAUUGAUUCCACAGGAAAACAUUCAGACGAUGAUAUUUGGAAAGCUAUUUCAACCGUAAAUUUGUCACUCUUUGGAAAUUUGGAUGAGAAAAUUGACAUGAAUUUGAGCAUUUGUCAAAAACAACUCAUUUGUGUGUGUAGAGCUCUCGUUCAGCGUAACAAAAUUGUAAUUUUUGACGAAACUAAUGCCAGUGUAGAUUCCGAUACUGAAGUUUUGAUACAAAAAAUAAUAUCAGAAAUUUUUGCUGAAUGUACAGUCAUCGCAAUUAUGCACAAAUUGCGUCACAUUUUAGAUUUUGACCUAGUGUUAGUUCUAGAUAAGGGUGUAAUUAUUGAGUCUGGUGAUCCGUCUAGUUUGUUGAAGAAAAAAAAUGAAUGUGUAGACGCUUUUAAAGAAUUCACCAAAUGCAUUAACGAUAUCUUGCGGUGUUUCAAUGUUAUCGAUAGUACCGAUAGUAAUAGUGGAAAAAUAUACCUAAAUGGUGGAGCUUGUCAAGUCCAGUGUCAUUCAUACAAUUUAAAAGCUAGCGUCAACUAG